AUGUACAACACGUCACCGCCGGUGUUUGAGGAGGACGCUCGGUCCAUGUCCACUUCUCCCUCUUCCGCUUCGUCAAAUCCAACCAAUCAGGAUACACCGUCUAGGACAGCAAGUUUGAUCAACUCUCCCCCGUGCCCGCGUCUCUGGUCUGAAAAAGAAGUCAAGAAUUGGUUACAAGCUAUGGGAUUCUCCGAAGUCGCAUCUGUCUCCGAAGUAUGCUUUCUUUUCGCAGAGAACGGGAUUGAUGGGACUGUACUUGUGAAUCUCGAUUCAGAAAGUUUGAGGGACCUUGGAAUGGCCAAAGUUGGCCGAAGAUUGAAACUCAUCAGACUCAUUAAUGAGCUCACUUCUGGAACUACCCUUUCCAUGCUGACUCAAGAGGAAGUCAUUAAACCAAAUUCCCUCGGGAAAGUCGAUCUUGAAAGCCACGUGCUCAGCACAUUCAACAAUCAAGACGAACGAAUAAGUCACCUGGAAGAAGAACUAUGGGAGUUAAGAGCCUUUACUCGAAUUCUACGAGAGCGUUCCAGCAGUAUUGCAAGCUUCAACUCAGAGCAGGAUGCGGCGAGUAUCUUACAAGCGAGCCCGGCUGGGACUCCCAAGCUACCCAGCAUCCCUGGGCACUGGACCGCACACAAGAACGAGUUACCUCCGGUCCUCCUUUUUCAACCUUCCCCCGACAUGGUGGGCCAGAAACACGACACCUCACACAAUGAAUUUGAUUUAUGCUCGCCCAACUGCUUGGUACCCAAGUCUGGGCGCCGAAGAUCCAGCUCAGAUCCUAGCCUGAUUGAGAAGGAUCAGAAUGCUCUUGACAACAAUAUUUUGACUGCCAAUCCGAGCCCAACUUCUCUGUCCAGUCACAAUAGUUUGACCCCGAAGAGUUAUCAAUUUCCUCACAAUACUCAAAACCCUUCUUCGACAAACCUUUCUUCAGCAACCAAAAAUCCCUGGUCUCGAAACCCUCCAACAAGCGCGACUUCUAGCGCCACCACAAAUUCAAACCGGCAAUCGACCUAUGGCCUCCUGGAGCUUCGGCGCAAGUUUUCAUAUUCGAAACUUGAGGGAGCUUCGAUGAGUAGCACUAAUCUGAUGGCCUCUACUCCCAAGGCUACGACUGCUCUGGGCGCUCCUCAGUCUGGUCUUAUGAUAGCCAGAAAGCCAUAUUUGCUCACUCGACCUGCUCGAUCGCCUAUGCUUAGUACAUCUACGUUGCCUUCUGUUAGCGACAUGAACAUGACAGAAGACCUGCGAUACUCAACAGAGGCGAGAUCCAGAGCACACGACAAAUUAUCUGGAAUGAAUAGAUCUGCCUCGACCUCCAACCUGCGUACAACUCCAAGCGUAGCAGAACCAGUUCCCUCCCUCAACUCGGAGACCAGUAUACGGGUCAAAUCCAACAAUGAGGAGACAGUCAUUGAGGUUCUCAUCAACCACUUGUCAUCCUUUUAUCUCGAUGAUCCUUACGCUUGGUCUAAGCACGUUUUGAUUGUGCGUAAAAAAGGUACCACUUUUACCGAAAAUAGCUUGAGCUACGGUCAAAUACCACUCAAAGUUUACCGAUCAUUCAAGUCACGCGAGGGCGUAGAUUUCGCUAUCCGCUCGAUCGAGGAACUUCCGUCUCCUUUGAGGUCUAUCAAAGCUUGUCGGAAACGUGACAACAGGUCCAUCUCCACAGAUGAAUUUAUUGCUGGGGAUACAGGUGAAGGAUACGAGACUUCGGACGGCCAUCCGCUUCCGUACGGCCUUGCCAUCUGUGGUUAUCAGUCCGAUCUUGAUGAUGAAAUCGGUAUAAAGCCCGGUCAGACAUUCAUCAUCAGGGACCACUCCAAGACUCGAUAUUUGAUCGAGAAAGAUGCUAGCUCAAUGACUUCGACUUCGCCACUCUCUGUUCUCACCUCCUCAGCUUCAUCAAUUACAUCGACCUCUCCAUCUCCGACUCGCACAUUCAAUAACAAUACUGACAGUAUUGGCUGGGUUCCUAAAAAUUGCAUCCUAGAGACCAAUCGCUCGAUCUGUUCUUUCGCGCCGAACGGUGUCACCUCACUGAAAAAUCUCAUAUCUAAUCCAAUCGAUACCAUGGAAGAUAUUUUUGACAAGAGCAAGUUGACAACUGCCAAGAUCUGUUUAAUCUCAUAUCAAUCACUUUCUCAUCAUUGGUCCGGAGAGCUGCUUCAUCUAAGACAGGGCGAAGUUCUACGGGCGUUCAAUUUCAAAACCCACUCACACUGGACUUACUGUUUGAGAGAGUCGACGGGAGAGCGAGGCUGGUGUCCUAAUUGGAUCCUUAGCCCUAACCUUCAAGUUUUCACCCAAGGUGCCAUCAAGUUGCGAAACUACCUGCACAAUCAGCAAGUCAAUCUUGGCUCGUCCCAAUCAUCAUUGGGUAACGACGGUAGCAAGAGCCCACACGGCUCACUCAGAUCUGCCUCCUUGCAUAGCCCUCGUCCUCAACCCAUUGCAGUAACACGAUUGGCGGGACGGGGACAGCAAUCUAACGAGGAGGUAACCAGCUCAUUGGGAUCGGCAUCGUCGAGCUCAUAUCAAUCCCGUUUAAUUAUACCUGCUAUUUAUCAACCAUCCAAACGCCAGUACAACCUAGCACUAAAAUAUAUACACUUCCCUGCAUUCAUCGCGCUCUAG
Melampsora larici-populina 98AG31 is the source of this 2643-nucleotide messenger RNA. RefSeq lists its product as uncharacterized. Gene Ontology annotation, molecular function: protein binding. The coding region runs from base 1 to 2643 and encodes 880 amino acids. NCBI's taxonomy places the organism in Eukaryota, Fungi, Basidiomycota, Pucciniomycetes, Pucciniales, Melampsoraceae. The record is from RefSeq and is a predicted model, not a curated record. The transcript has 7 exons.